AUGGCAGAACUCAAUGGACGAGGAGAUGCGGUCUAUGCUAGAGAACGGGACCUGGGAGCUCGUCGAAAAACCGGAAGGGGUCAAGCCGGUUCCCAUGAAGUGGGUUUACAAGAUAAAGCGGGACGCUCUCGGAAAUGUGGAGCGGUACAUUGGAAGUCCCGGCUGGUGGCGAAAAGGUACCUGCAGAAGCAGGGAAUUGACUUUGAGGAAGUCUACGCCCCGGCGCCGCGUGCAUGGCACAUGCGCCUGAAGGAGGAGCUCGGGAACUUUGAGUCAACGGCGGACGCGGCACUCUUUACGGAAAUAGUAGCCGGGGAGCGGGUCUACCUAGUGGUGUGGGUGGACGACAUUCUAGUGGCGGCCCGGGGGGCGGACCGCAUUGGCAAAGUAAAGGCGCAUUUUGGGGAGAAGUUCGACGUGCGCGACCUGGGGGAGGCGAAAUACCUCCUCGGCAUGGAGCUGACACGCGAUAGGGAGGCGCGCAUCUUGAAGCCAACGGUGGCGGCCUCGACGGUAGAGGCGGAGUACAUGAGCGCAUCGCAAGCGGUGAAGAAGGCACUGCGGUUUCGCAAAGUCGGGGGAGACCUGGAGUUGGACUUUGAGGAGGUCUUGAUCUACUGCGACAACCAAGGGGCAAUACGGCUCCUCAAGCACCCGAUUGCUUCACAGCGGUCGAAGCACAUUGACGUGAUUCAUCACUUUGCACGGGAGCGUGUGGCACGCAAGGAGGUCGCGUUCGCGUACUGCGGGACGGAGGACAUGAAGGCGGACAUCAUGACCAAGGCGUUAGUACCGGGAAAGUUCAAGAAGUGCAAGAGCGAGAUAGGAAUUGCGCAAGUCGUAAGUGUGUGGGGGAGUUUUGAGAUUCGGGCAUUUAGUGUGCGGAAUCUCUUGGGUGACGUCGACGGGAGUUCGACGAUAACCGGUAAUUACUAA
Messenger RNA from Klebsormidium nitens, 936 nucleotides. NCBI's taxonomy places the organism in Eukaryota, Viridiplantae, Streptophyta, Klebsormidiophyceae, Klebsormidiales, Klebsormidiaceae. The record is from the annotation of a GenBank genome assembly.